AUGGAGGAGAAGGAGAUGCAGAAGAUUAACAUCGAUGAGGAGGUGGAGUAUGGUAACAUCAAGAAGGAGAAUGAGAAGAUUAACAUCUUGGAGGAUAUAACCAUGGUGGAUGAAAUAGAGGAGAUUAACAUUGAGGAGUUUCAGGAGGCUAACACUGAGGAGGAGUUGGAGCAGAUAAACAUCAGGGAGGUAGUGGAGGAGAUUAAGAUUGAGGAGGUAGAGGAGAUUAAGAUCAUAGAGGCAGAGGAAGUUAAGAUCGAGGAGGUGGAGGUGGUUAAUAUCAAGGAAGUGGAAAUUAAGAUUGUGGAGGUGGAGGAGAUUAAGAUCAAAGAGGUGGAGGAGAUUGAAAAUAUGGAGAAUAAGAUCGAGGAAGUAGAGAAGGUUAUGAUCAGGGAGGAGAAAGAGAUUAAGACUGAGGAGGAGAUAAACAUCGAAAAGCGGGGGAAAGUGGAGGACAAUACAAUCAAGGAGGUAGAGGAGAAGAACAUCAAGGAAGAAGAAGCACUGGAAGUGAUGGUGGAAAUCAUCAAUACUGAGGAGGAGAAUAAAGGUGCGGUGGUGGAAGAGGAAGAGUCAGAAGAAGAAAGUGAGGAGGAAAAAUAUCAGGCUCUCAUGUGGUGGUGGACGGUGGAGGGCUCCGAGCUGCCAGUAAGCAAGGAGGAAAUAAAACUGGAGGAAGAAGAGGAGGAGAAGAAGGUGGUGGAGGAGGAAAAGGCGGGAGAGGAGGAAGUGAAAGAGGAAAAGGCUAGAGAGGAAAUGGAAAAGGAAAAGGUGCGAGUGAAGGAAGUAGAGGAGAAAGAGAAUGUAGAGGUUGAACAAGCUGAGAACACAGCAAGGACAAGACGCGGUUGGUGGACACCAAGUUGGCUGAGAAGACAAAACAAGAGCAGCAGAAAGAAGGAGAAAGGGUUUGAUGAAAUACAUAACUCCUGGUUACAGGCUCGAGCUUUGGUUGGUGAAUUGCGUAGAGUCAGAUUGGAGGAAGUCAAGGAGGUGAAAAAGGAGGAGGAGGAGAUUAAGAUUGAAGAGAAGGAGAUGGAGGAUAUUAAGAUUGAGGAGAAGGAGAAGAUUAACAUCGAUGAGGAGGUGGAGUAUGGUAACAUCAAGAAGGAGAAUGAGAAGAUUAACAUCUUGGAGGAUAUAACCAUGGAGGAUGAGAUAGAGGAGAUUAACAUCGAGGAGUUGCAGGAGAUUAACACUGAGGAGGAGUUGGAGCAGAUAAACAUCAGGGAGGUCGUGGAGGAGAUUAAGGUUGAGGAGGCGGAGGAGAUUAAGAUCAUAGAGGCAGAGGAAGUUAAGAUCGAGGAGAUGGAGGUGAUUAAGAUCAAGGAAGUUGAGAUUAAGAUCGUGGAGGUGGAGGAGGUUAAGAUGAAGGAGGUGGAGGAGAUAAAAAAUAUGGAGAAUAAGAUCGAGGAGGUAGAGAAGGUUAUGAUCAGGAAGGAGGAAGAGAUUAAGACUGAGGAGGAGAUAAACAUCGAAAAGCAGGAGAUAGUGGAGGACAAUACAAUCAAGGAGGUAGAGGAGAAGAACAUCAAGGAAGAAGGAGUACUGGAAGUGAUGGUGGAAGUUAUCAAUACUGAGGAGGAGAAUGAAGGUGCGGUGGUGGAAGAGGAAGAGUCAGAAGAAGAAAGUGAGGAGGAGAAAUAUCAGGCUAUCAUGUGGUGGUGGACGGUGGAGGGCUCCGAGCUGCCAGUAAGCAAGGAGGAAAUAGAACUGGAGGAAGAAGAGGAGGAGAAGAAGGUGGCGGAGGAGGAAAAGGCAGGAGAGGAGGAAGUGAAAGAGGAAAAGGCUAUAGAGGAAAUGGAAAAGGAAAAGGUGGAAGUAGAGGAGAAAGAGACUGUAGUGGAGGAACAAGCUGAGGACACAUCAAGACCAUUGGACAUAGAGGCGAUGCCGGACAAGACGCGGUUGGUGGACACCAAAUUGUCUGAGAAGACAAAACAAGAGCAGCAGCAUCAGAAAGAGCAGCAGGAACAGACUAACAAGACUGCAAAAGAUCCUCUGAGAAAACCCAAGAAGUCAUUAAAGUGUGUUUCUUGCCUCAAACGACUUCCUGAUGACUAUCCUAAGAAACUAUGCAGGGACUGCAUUGCUAAAGUUGUCCGGGAGGAACAACCGUCCCUCAUGGACGAGAUUAGGUCCAUGAUGCAGGAAGAGAUUGUCUUCUUUUGCGACCUUUUUCUCUCUUCAAAGAGAGAAACCUGUGGAGCGGCCCUGUCCUGUGGUCCCAGAGCCCCCCGCUAA
Molecule: messenger RNA, 2244 nt
Organism: Bufo gargarizans (Asiatic toad)
Lineage: Eukaryota; Metazoa; Chordata; Amphibia; Anura; Bufonidae
Product: cilia- and flagella-associated protein 251-like
Exons: 13
Coding region: 1-2244 (747 amino acids)
Source: RefSeq, a predicted model, not a curated record